This is a messenger RNA of Fulvia fulva, 1215 nucleotides long. RefSeq names its product Acyltransferase calJ. The transcript has 2 exons. Lineage: Eukaryota; Fungi; Ascomycota; Dothideomycetes; Mycosphaerellales; Mycosphaerellaceae. The coding region runs from base 1 to 1215 and encodes 404 amino acids. The record is from RefSeq and is a predicted model, not a curated record.
AUGACAUCCACCUUCGACCAACAGCUCCAGCACGUGACCAAGAAAGGAGACGCCCUCUUACACGGUAUCUUGAUCGAAUGUGUCGACAAGACUGGCAAAGUCGUCUACAGCAAGAAAGCCGGCUACUCCUUCCUAGACGCCGACGCUCCAGAAAUCCGCGAAGACGCCGUCCUCAAAAUCGCCAGCGCCACCAAGUUCAUCACCAGCAUCGCACUCCUUCAAUGCAUCGAGCGCGGCCAACUCACCCUAGACGCACCACUCACCAAAAUCCUCCCCGAGCUCGAGAACAAACCCAUCAUCAAGGAAGACAAAAUCGCAGAAAACGGCUACACCCCUACACCCAGCAAAACUCCCAUCACAGCCCGCCACCUCCUCACCCACACCAGCGGCCUAGCCUACUACUUCCUCCACCCCCUCCUAGCCCAAUGGCGCGGAAAAGAAAGCCACCAUACCGGCUCCAACCUCCUCACAGAACGCUACAACAACCCCCUCCUCUUCGAGCCCGGUCAGGGCUGGUUCUACGGCGGCUCCCUCGAUUGGCCUGGUGUAGUAAUUUCCCGCCUCAACAACAACAACAUAUCCCUCGAAUCCUACUUCAUCGAACACAUCUUCAAACCUCUAGGCCGUCAAGCCCCCUUCCCAACCUUCCACAUCUCCAGCCAUCCAGAGUACGCGCCGCGCCUUUUACAAGCUACCGAACGCACGUCCGACGGGAAACUGAGACCCACCACCUUCACCUUCGGCGACAACCCACAGGGUUGCGAAGGCGGAGGCGGCCUAGCCUGCACCAUGGACGACUAUGCCCCCAUCCUCGCCGACCUCAUCAGCCCCACUCCCGUCCUCCUCUUCCCCUCCACUAUAGACCUCCUCUUCACCCCGCAACUGGGCGCACACGGAAUCUCCGCCUCGCUCUCGCUCCCGAUGCUCUACGCGCUCAAGCCAGCCUGGGAAAUGGUCGCGGGCCCCAUCAAGGAGAACGAAAGUGUCAAUCACGGGCUAGGAGGAGCUCUACUGCAGGGGGCUGUUCCGGAGAUACAUCAGCCUGCGAAUGUGUUGUGUUGGGGUGGCGCGAGUAAUAUUGCGUGGUUUGUUUGUAUGCAACAGGGCUUUGCGGGGGUUCUUGGGACGCAGAUUGUGCCGUUUGCGAAUAAGGAGUGCAAGGAGGUUGUUAAUGGGUGGAAGAAGGAUUUUUGGGUAGCGAGUGAUGGAAUCUAG